Messenger RNA from Leptidea sinapis, 2803 nucleotides. Its product is annotated as facilitated trehalose transporter Tret1-like. The record is from RefSeq and is a predicted model, not a curated record. Gene Ontology annotation, cellular component: membrane. Lineage: Eukaryota; Metazoa; Arthropoda; Insecta; Lepidoptera; Pieridae. Gene Ontology annotation, molecular function: transmembrane transporter activity. Gene Ontology annotation, biological process: transmembrane transport. The transcript has 3 exons. The coding region runs from base 90 to 1541 and encodes 483 amino acids.
CCCAGUAAUCUGGCUGUUAGCGUAUUCAAAUAAAACAUUGAUAACAACAUUAAUGUAGUCUGUAUCUUAGUUGUUGUCAACAAGGCAGUAUGGUGAGACCAUAUCUGAAGCAGACAUGGGCUGUCCAAGGAGUUCUCUUAAAUAUGUUCGGGCAGGGUCUCGUACUGAGUUACACGUCAUGCUUGCUGCCAGCACUUCAAUCACCAGAUUCUGACAUUCCACUGGAUUUGCACAUGGCAUCAUGGGUAGCGUCUUCGAUUGGAUUGGCAGGAGUGCCUGGAUUCUUGAUAUCGUCCAUACUUAUGGAUUGGAAGGGUCGACGAAAAGCACAUUUGAUUGUUUUACUACCCGCAAUUUUGGGUUGGCUGAUUAUUUACUUUGCCUCAAACAUCUCUCUAAUACUCGUCGGAAGGCUUCUCGGUGGAUUCACUUGUGCAUCGACAGUUUGCCUGGGAGCUGUAGUAAUCGGUGAAUAUACAAGUCCCCAGAACCGUGGUAUGUUCUUGAACCUCAAAACUGCUGCAGUGUGCAUGGGAAAUAUGACCGUCCAUAUUCUUGGAAACUUUCUUCAUUGGAGGCAAAUAGCACUAAUAGCUGUUAUACCCACAAUCAUUUCAUUCCUAAUAACGCUGACUUGGCCAGAAAGCCCAGCGUGGCUAGCAUCGAAUAGAGAAUUUGAAAAGUGUGAAAAAUCGUUUUAUUGGUUAAGAGAAAAAAGUGAAGAAUCCAACAGAGAAUUGGAGGAAAUGAUAAGAGCGCAGAAAGAAAGAUUUUCCGAAACUCCAACAAAAACUACAUUCAGGGCAAGGAUUGUAGACUUUCUACAAAAAUUUUUGAGGCGUGACUUCAUAAGACCAGUAACAAUCGUAUUUUUUGCGGGAAUGCUUUUAGAAACCUGUGGGAGGCAUCUAUUUCCUGCGUAUGCAUUACAAAUAGUUGCUAACGUAACUGGUGAAAAAACUAAUUCAUUCUACUUCAUAUUGGCCAUUGAUAUUAUAAUUACAACGAGCGCUUUGUUUGCUUCUAUUCUUGUAAAAGUAUUUAAAAGGCGUACAUUAUUAUUUGCUAGUGGUUUUUCUAGUCUUUUCAUUCUACUGACAGCAUGUUUAUACUUAUUUUUGGUAUCCAGAGAAAUCAUUUCUAAAGAUUAUCCGUGGAUACCUAUCGUCUUAUUUGUAAUGUAUUUUAUCAUAUCUAAUCUGGGUUGCACACCUAUACCCUUAGCAUUAUUAGGUGAAGUCUUUCCUCUACAACACAGAGCAGCGGGGGCAAUUGUUUCUGGCUUUAUAUUGUCCUUUACUCUAAUGUUUGCUCUUCAAUUAACUCCAUAUUUGAUGGCCAGCGUUAAGGUAUAUGGCACUUUUAGUUUUUUUGGUAUUCUAAUGGGAAUUUCCCUUGGAGUAUUAUAUUUCAUUAUGCCAGAAACGAAAGAUAGGACGUUGCAGCAAAUUGAAGAUUACUUUAACCAUACUAGACGUAAUAAUGUAAAGGAUGACGUAGAAAACGUGCAGAAAAAGAUGCUAAGUAAAAAUGAUCAUUGAAGAUAUCUCAAUUGUGAUGAAGUAUUAAGAAUAUUUCUAAUUAAGCGUAUAAUUCUUUAUUGAGUAUAAGUUUUUAGAUCCAAUGUUUCUCAUGUAGAAAUUAAAGUAAUCUAGGUUAAUUAAAAGUAGGUACUGCAGUGAAAAGAAAUGAGAAAGAAUAUUAUUUAGCCAAAUAGAAGCUCCGUGCCGUUGUGUAUCCUAGAAGAGUUGUAAGUAUGUGACACACGUUUUUUGUGGCCAUAUUGGCAUAUGGCACCAUAGCUCGACGGACAUAUGGCCGUUGGGGGAGUAAAGUUCUUGAAUGGCGACCACGUACCGGAAGACGCAGUGGGAGCCCCCCCCCACAAGAUUGACCGACGAUCUGGUCAAGAUCGCCGAAACACGUUGGAUAACGCGCAGGACUGAUCGUCAUGGCAUUCUUUGGGGAAGGCCUUUGUCCAGUAGUGGACAUCUUCCAGCUCAGGGGCGUGCAUAUCAUAUAGGCAGUGCCUACUUCGUUAUGAACCUAAAUAAAUAAAGCACCAGUGUUAAAGUUAUUUUACUACCUACGGUAGGCAGUCUACAGAUUGCAUAUACGAAGCAAGCAGCGUUUCAUACAACUUAUGUCGUACUGUCGGACUAAAGCGUAACUCCGACUAGUUAGAUCUACAGUGCCUACCUUGCUAGAAAACUAAUGCACGUCUCUGUUCCAGCUGAAAUGGUCAAAUAAUGAUGAGAACUUGAUCGAACCAUUUAAUAGUAUCUUAUAUCUAUUAAACCCGCAUAUGUUUUCAAAACAAUAGUACUGAAUGAUAGGUGGAUAGGGCCAUCGUCCGAGAAAGAAGAAAAUCUCUAACGGAGAUACAGCAAGAUAGAAUGCUAAGCGAAUGGACUGUAACCAAAUUUGGUUGAGCGGUCGUAAAAAGUCAACCACGUUUGGCAUUAGCUGCUUAGUAUUUUGAAUAUUACACCACUAGGUUUCAACUCAGAAUUGGUCACGGAUUAUGGGGCUGUGAGGUCGUCUGUGCGUUAAAAUAUUCUACGCUUUGGAGGAAUGAUUGAGAGCGAUAAUAUUUCCAUUACCGUGUGUUAAAUGCUGUCAACCCUGUCUUUAAGAAGAUCUGUUUAUUGGUUCUAAAAAGCUGUAGACAUAUAAAGGAUGACAUGAAUAAGUAACAUAAGACCUACAUAUAAAUUAGGGUAAGUUGUAAAUUGGUUUUAUCAAGUAGAUUGAGAGCACAUUAGAUAAUAUGUAAUAGUAAAUAAAGAAAUUUGAAAUUUGA